Molecule: messenger RNA, 1185 nt
Organism: Apis laboriosa (Himalayan honeybee)
Lineage: Eukaryota; Metazoa; Arthropoda; Insecta; Hymenoptera; Apidae
Product: translocon-associated protein subunit alpha
Exons: 5
Coding region: 153-977 (274 amino acids)
Cellular component (GO): endoplasmic reticulum membrane; endoplasmic reticulum
Source: RefSeq, a predicted model, not a curated record
AUUGCGUUGCUGUCCUUCCACGUUGCAGAGAUGGUAGCCGGUACUGUUAUUUUGAAGCAGCGUAGUUGAAUGUUGCUUUGAAGUGAGUGUUCAAGAACUGGGAUAAAUCGAUUUUUAUAACAGAAAAAUUAAUUUUAGAACAACGGAACGAAAUGAAGAAGUUUAACAUUUUUUUAUUAGUUUUCAUUUCAACAAUUACUUUUACAAUGAAUAGAGUUUAUACUCAAGAAGAUGAAAAUAUAGAUGAUAUUGUAGAUAUUGAAGGAGAAGAUAAUUCUAUAAUAACAGAUGAAGAACCAGAAGAUGAAAUAACUACUGCUUCAUCUGAUGCAGAUACAACUAUAUUAUUUACUAAACCAGUUUACAAUGGAUUAUCAACAUUAGAAUUACCAGCUGGAAAUUUAGUUGAAUUUCUUGUUGGUUUCACCAAUAAAGGAGAAUCUGAUUUUGUUCUUGAAUCUGUAGAUGCCUCUUUUCGUUAUGCAAUGAAUUUUAAUUUUUAUAUUCAAAAUUUUUCAACUGUUAUAUACAACAAGAUUGUAAAACCAAAACACGAAGCAACAUUAGCAUAUUCAUUUAUUCCAUCAGAAAAUCUUGCUGGAAGGCCUUUUGGCUUUAAUAUUAAUUUGAAUUAUAGAGAUGCUAAUGGUAUUAGUUUCAAUGAAGCUGUCUACAAUGAAACUGUGCAAAUAAUAGAAUUGGAUGAUGGUCUUGAUGGAGAAACAAUUUUCUUAUAUGUCUUUCUGGCAGCAUGUGUAAUAUUAACCCUUGUAGGAGGGCAACAACUUCUUUCAUCUCUUGGCCGUAAAUCUCGAUCUUCUAGUACUCGUAAAACACCUGUUGAAAUGGGUACUUCCAAUCCUAAUAAUGUAGAUUAUGAUUGGUUACCAAAAGAAACAUUAAAUAGAAUUAAUAAAUCUCCUAGAACUCCUAGACAAAGCCCUAGGCAACGAAAAGUUAAAAGAACUGAUGACUGAUAUUAAUAUAUGCGUGUGCCUGUGUGUGUGUCUGACUAUCAUGUGUAAAUAAAAGAGGAAGUAUGGUUUGACAUUUAUGAUAAUUCUUUAACAAAAAAUUUUCACAUUUUUGCAUUUAUGAUAUAUUAAAAUGAGAAUUUAAUUAUUAUUAUGUAUUUAAAAUAUAAAACAAAUGGUUUACAUUAUACUUUGUAAUGAAACAAAAUAA